Molecule: messenger RNA, 510 nt
Organism: Rhizoctonia solani
Lineage: Eukaryota; Fungi; Basidiomycota; Agaricomycetes; Cantharellales; Ceratobasidiaceae
Exons: 6
Coding region: 1-510 (169 amino acids)
Source: RefSeq, a predicted model, not a curated record
AUGAGGCACCAGGUUUCGCGGAUACUUAAAGGACGAAAGGUCAAGGCUUCUCUUCGCUUCCUCCGCCAUGUCGCAUUCCUCAAGCUCGCUGCCAUCGCCGGCCUCGCUUCCUCUGUCCUCGCCGCUCCCGUCGAGGCCCCUGCUGCUACCAACCAGCUGGCCGCCCGCGCUCCCUACGACGUCCACAACGGCUGGGCAUCCUACUUAUUGACACGAGCGCACAACGCGUUUCAGACAACCCCUCCGUCGGUACUGGCGCCUGCGGCUGGAACAACGGCGACUACGAGUGGUGGCUGCCGUAGGCACCAGCCUGUUCCAGGAGAUGAUGGUCGCCAGGCUUGCGGAAAGACCGCCAACGUCAGCUGGAACGGCAAGACCAUCAAGGUCGGCAUCGUCGACCGGUGCUACGCAUGCGGCUACAACGACAUCGACCUGUCGCCGUCUGCGUUCCAGCAGUUUGCUGGUCUCGGGACUGGCAAGCUGCAGGGUGUGUCGUGGAAGUUCAACUGA